Exophiala mesophila is the source of this 1185-nucleotide messenger RNA. RefSeq lists its product as hypothetical. Lineage: Eukaryota; Fungi; Ascomycota; Eurotiomycetes; Chaetothyriales; Herpotrichiellaceae. The record is from RefSeq and is a predicted model, not a curated record. The transcript has 4 exons. Gene Ontology annotation, biological process: mycotoxin biosynthetic process. The coding region runs from base 185 to 787 and encodes 200 amino acids.
AUUCAGCCCUAUAACCGUAGGUCCUUCUGUUACGACGGGCUUCCCGAGGCUCGACGAGAAUCGCAGUCGAGCUGCCAAGUCAGAGAUUCAUUUCACUUGAUGGCCUGGCUUGUAUCAAGCACCCCGUCAACAAUUUGAACACAUCCUGUUGAUAGAAAGCUUCCGAAUUCAAGGCAUCCCCUCCAUGGUCAUGACUCUGGCGCCUGGUGCCUUGGAAAGUGAGCCUGGAGACGAGGAAGCCUUCCUGAUUGACUCAGAGAAAGAGAUCGUCCUAAAACCUCGCGACGAGCCUUGGAGGGUCAUCCUCGGUUUCAUAUUAACGGCGAGUCUCGCAUUAAUAGCAGGAGUAUUGCUCGAGCAUUACCUUUUCUCAAACAAAGACUGGACAUGUACCUCGCAUGUUUCGCAGAACACGCCUCUUCUCAAUCAACAGAUCGAUCUUUCGUACCACACAAUCAGAUAUGAUGGAACUUUUAUGAAAGAGAACAUUUACCGCCAAGUCGGCAGACCUGAAGUUGAUGAGGCUUGGGAGGCUCUUGGAGUCAACUAUCGAUCCGUCGUGAUUCCUGAAGCACAAGCCGAGCAGGCUGGAUUUCGACAUGAUCAAGUUAAGAUCAACCCUAAACAUGGAGGAGGUUUUCCGGCCAACGUCGAGGGUCUUCAUCAUCUUCACUGUCUGAAUUUAUUGCGGCAAGGAUUGUGGUUCAAUUUUGAUUAUUAUCAUCAACUCGGCAAGGGAGCAUUCAAGAACGACGACGGCAUCCUGCGAUUACACGUUAGUAAGUGAAUCCUGAACAGGAGGUCCAGAGCGGGUAGAGCAGGAAGACUGACGCAGGAACAGCACAUUGUCUUGAUAUUCUCCGACAACAACUCAUGUGCAAACCUGACUUGGGGUUCUUGGGCCAAAUCUGGCACAAUCAGAGUUUCCCCUCGGCAUUUGUGGAUUUCAACACGCAACACAAGUGUCGAAACUAUGAGGCUCUGCGACAGUGGGCCGAGGUGAGACAGUUACCGGAGCAUGUCCCUCCUGAUUUCCUGCAGCCUCCCGAGAAGGGCGACAAGAUUUAUGCAGAGAUCCCGUAAGCCCUAUUGGAAGGGAGUAGGAUGAUAUAGAGAGGGUUCCGGCUCGAUAACCAAGCCAUGGGAUGUGAAAUGUAGACUCGAUAUUUCAAUCAUCAGAAAUCC